Molecule: messenger RNA, 953 nt
Organism: Paramecium sonneborni
Lineage: Eukaryota; Ciliophora; Oligohymenophorea; Peniculida; Parameciidae
Source: the annotation of a GenBank genome assembly
AUGUGCAAUAAAUUAAUAAAACAUAAUUUUAACUUUUGUAAAUUGAAUGCUCUAGUAAUUUUACAUAAUUUAUAUUAGAUAUUUAAAAUUGGGUUCUAUGAAGAAGGGAUAAAAUAAGGUUUAUGGAAGAUAACAUAUGACAAUAUCAAACUGUAAUUUUAAUAUCAAUCAGUAGAGGAGGAGGCAUAUAUAAUUAGAAUGGAAGAAAAGAGGGGUUUUGGAGGAAAUUAUUCAAAUUAAUAGGACCGUAUAAUAAUUGUUAUAAAAAUAAAGUCAAAUUUUUGUAGUUUUUGAAGGAAAAUAUAAUGAUGGCAAAAAAUAAGAUUAAUGGAAUUAUUUAUGGAUUGAACCUUUGAAUAGAAAUAAUAAAAUUAUGUAUGAAAUUUAGAAAUGUUUUAGAGGUGGUGGGAAUUAUAACAUUGAAGGGUAAAAAUUAGGUUAAUGGAAGACUUUAAGCAAAAAAUUUACAGAGUAGAUAUAACUUUAAGGUUUAGAGAUUUCUAAGUUAUUUAUACUGGACUUUAUUGUAGUGGUAUUAAACAAGGUUAAUGGGAUAUUUGUUUUACAAGAAAUCAAAAAGCAAGCUUAAAAAGACUGUUUAAAAUUAUAUAUUUAAAUUUUUAGUGGAGGAGGGCUUUAUGAAAAUGGAGUGAAAAUUUAAAAAUGGAUAAAAUUAUCAAAUAAUUUUUCAGAGUUUAUUUAAAAUAAUAUUUAAGAAAUUGUAAAAUUUUAGUUUCUGGAAGUUAUAGUUGGGGUAUAAAAUAAGGAGAAUGGUUAUAUGAAUAGAUUAAGAAUUCAUUUUAAAGAUAAAACUAAAUAUUGUAAUUUAUCUUAAUAAUUUAUAAGAGCAGGAGGAAAUUACAAAAAUUAUGGUUAGAAAGUGGGAAAUUGGAUAGAAUUACAUUAAGAUUAUAAUGAGUAAGUAUUAAAUUUUUAUCUUUUGAAAUUGUUAA